Verruconis gallopava is the source of this 1183-nucleotide messenger RNA. RefSeq lists its product as uncharacterized. The transcript is spliced from 2 exons. The record is from RefSeq and is a predicted model, not a curated record. Bases 23 to 832 code for a protein of 269 amino acids. NCBI's taxonomy places the organism in Eukaryota, Fungi, Ascomycota, Dothideomycetes, Venturiales, Sympoventuriaceae.
GUCUCCAUAACAUUUCCGAAUAAUGUCGUCAAAACAUUUGUCAAGGACAUUUUCCUUUUCAAAGAACAAUAAAGCCUUUCCUAGUCCUAGAAUACGACCGUAUGGUCCGCGCCAGGUUCGCAGCUAUGCUUCUGAAUCUGCCGACAAAUCAAACCUACGUCCAUUGGUCCUGGAGAAACCGGAUAAAUUUCGACCUCCAUCACAUCCUUCACGAAAGCCAGCACCUCGUCGAAGUUUCGGACCGAGAUUGACAGAUGAAGAAAUCGCUGCGCAGAAGACGAAACAGUAUCCGAGCAUGAUGCCGCCCGAAGGGAGCUUUAAGUACGCUCUGCUAACGGCUAGGAGAUUCCACGCUUGGUUUGCGACGAGUAUACUUGUUGCCCUGGCUGGUGCAACAUUCUACAUAGACUUUCACAGCAAGAAUAAAUACCCCGAUUUAUUACCGCCCGCUUCGCUGCUUUGGUCGCAUCCAAUAGAGUAUAUGUCCCAAUACGCGCAGGUGUACAAGAUGCACAAGCAGGAGGAAGCUGCUGAGAAUCUUAAGAAAAGACAGCGUAAGCAGGACGAAGUACGCAAACGGAGGGAGUACAUGCGUGCUCACGGCAUCGAACACGAAGGGCCCUACGGCCUAGGUACGGUCGAGGGUGAUGAAUACAGGAAGAAGAUGGAAGAGGAAAGGGAACACUUGUCUUUAGAAGAACAGGCUCGUGAAGAGCUGGUGAGGUCUUUGAGAGCGCAAAGGGCUCGGGAGCAGGAGAUUCUAGAUGCUGACGAAGUACGGGGCUUCGAUGGCGAAAGACGGAAAGUAAAAAAAUGGUUUGGGAUCUGGUGAGCCGUUGUAGACUCUUGACAGCAGAAAUAGCGACCACAUCUCCAAGUUUGUCGCUCUUUGGAAUUUUGCCGUCCAAGUGUAUUCCUGAUAUUAAUAGAUCCACAGUUACAGGAGGGUCUCACGGGUAAACAGCGUUUGUUCUUGGAGUAGCUACAAAAGCUUCAGCAAUAGCGCUAAUCGAUUUCUCCCCUCCUUGUCUCCACUUCCCAAAUCAUUGCAAAUGGUAAUUCAUAGCAGGAUAUCGCGGACAUAUCGAGCGGCCAAAAAAGGCUCGAUGCUACAAUUUUUAACAGUAUAGAGAACCGGGCUUAGCAAACUUGUAGCUGAAGAAAUAUGUGACGAAUUGCUUCG